AUGAGUGGACAAAAAGUCAAGUCACCUAUUCCAAAGUCAACAGCUAGCGGUGCUUCAGGUGGAACAGCAUCAUCAGGUGCCAUGCGACCAAGACGUCGGAUGGCACAAAAUUAUCUGGUUAUUUGGGUCGAUUGUAAGAUCGAUAAAAAUACAGAAAACUGUCAGAAUACGCUGGCACAUCUGCACGACGUGGCAAGUGAAGUGAAACCUUGUACAACACCUGAAGAAUGUGUCGAAUAUCUCAAUGAAAUUGAUGAUGGAAAAGCUUUCGUCAUUUCAUCUGGCGCACUAGGACAAAGCCUUGUAAAUGACAUUCACGGUAUGCCAAAAGUGGAUGCCAUUUAUAUUUUUUGCGGUAACAAGGCGCAUCAUGAAUCAUGGGCAAAGGAAUGGCCUAAGAUUCGAGGUGUUUUCACCUCAAUCAAACCCAUCUGUGAAUCAUUAAAAAAAGUGGCCCGUCACUGCGAUCAUGAUAACAUUCCGAUGAGCUUUGUGUCGAAGCAAACCAUUGUAGGAGGGGAUGGUUCACAAACACAAAAUAUUGAUCAACUUGAACCCGCGUAUGUGUACUCCAUGUUGUUCAAGGAUAUUAUACUGGAAAUCGACGAAGAUGACAAAAAGCCGAUGAAAGCUUUAGUGGCCUAUUGUCAUGAUCAAGGUGUUUCUAAACAGCAACUGAAUUAUUUUCAGAAUGAAUACAACCAGAAAUCUGCAAUAUGGUGGUACACGGAAAAUAUUUUUCUAUAUAGUAUGCUCAAUAAAGCCUUGCGGUCAUUAGAUAUGGAAGCCAUGGUGAAAAUGGUUUUUUUUUAUCCGAAAUUUACAUCGACAACUGGAACAACUUCACCAAAAACAAUUAAGUACGUAUGA
Messenger RNA from Rotaria socialis, 870 nucleotides. Lineage: Eukaryota; Metazoa; Rotifera; Eurotatoria; Philodinida; Philodinidae. The record is from the annotation of a GenBank genome assembly.